Molecule: messenger RNA, 1314 nt
Organism: Penicillium pulvis
Lineage: Eukaryota; Fungi; Ascomycota; Eurotiomycetes; Eurotiales; Aspergillaceae
Product: fungal specific transcription factor domain-containing protein
Exons: 4
Source: RefSeq, a predicted model, not a curated record
CACGGCAGGAGUAAUUAUCGCCGCAGAGUGUGGACGAGAUCAGAUAUUUGCCUGCCCACAAAAAGCUGCAGCGUCACAUUACUACAGCAUGGGUUUACAUGGACCUCUUGGAUUCAUUUUGCCGUUCAUAUACAAAAAUUUGAACUCCAGCACGAAUCUGCUUGGUUAAGUGGACCUUUUCUUCACGGGGACACGCUUUGGCUGGCCAUAUAUUUUGGUUUCAUUGCGAUGAGUCUGAUGUUUAUGGAUGAGGAUGAAGCCAUGAGAGCGGGAAUUCCGCUAAAUAACACGUCUGAGCUAGUCCGCAACUGGUAUGAUGCAGCUCUCUUCUUUCUCAACGAAGCUGAUUUCACACGAAACCCCAACUUCAAGACUGUACAAGCCAUUGCCAUUCUUCUUGGAUUGGCAAAGAACGUCGGGGAUUUUGAUCUCGAGCCUGUUAUUCAAGCGGCAGGGAUACGCAUUGGACAGAUCCUGGGAAUGGACUGCGAGCCUCCCAGGAUAUCGAAAGAUCCUAUCAUCCGAGAAAUUAGCCGACGGACAUGGUGGACUUUGAUAAUAUGUGAAUGGCUUUCCAUACCGACACGCCCACCUUGCAUACAUGAGGCAGACUUCAACGUCAGGCUUCCCUUGACUCUAUUGGAUGAAGAGUUAAAUACGUGUUUAAUUGACGAACCAAGCAUGGCAAUCGAUGUUCCAAGACCAAUCAAUUACCACAGUGCUCUGAUCUCAUUGGCUUACUCGAAUUAUCGCUUUUGGGUCCAGAUGGUUGCCAUUAAGAACCUUCAAGGUGAUAACCUAAUGGAAGAUCUUGUCCUGACUACAGAUGAAGCUUUGGCCAAUAUCAUCUCCCAGUUACCAUCUCAUCUUCUCGAGGAUUAUGAUGAUCAGACAACAGCAAGCAAACAAUAUCCACCCUGGGUCUUAUGGCAGCAAACAACUUUAUCGCUGUCUUUCUUAAAUUAUCGAAUGAAAAUCAACCGAGUCCUGCAACAUCGGUGGGCUUCUUCGUCGGAUGUACUGCUUGCUAGGUCGAAGGCAAUAUGCUUAGAUUCAGCAAACGCAAUUGUAUCAUUGGUGAAGCAACACAAGGUUGCUCCUGCACGCCAUCGUCCGUGGGCAACAACCUCGGCCUUGUUUUCGGCGGCUCUGACCCUUGCAGCGGAAGCAAAAGGUCUAAAUAAGCAUGCUUCGAAGGAAUAUAUGGAUAGGAUUCAAACAUGUCUUGCAUUUUUUGAACACAUUAAAGACCACAGCGCUCUCGCUAAACGAGCACUGGAAGAUUUGAGCACGUUUUGUGAAGACUUAUUAUAA